CGUGAACACCGUCCACUCGGCUGUUUGCAUAGCCCUCCGCUACAAAGCGCACGUCACUGCAUGGUCCUCUGUAUGCCACUCUCGUUCCGUUAAGCCAAGGAGCAACCCACCGGAGACGAUUCGCAGACACCAUGCCUGUCACUCUGUACAACAUGCCCGCGAGCCCGCCAUGUGGCUUCGUGCGCUGUAUUGCCAAGCACAUAGGUGUCGAACUCAACGUCAUCGACUUGGACUUCACAAACAAGGAGCACCUAGGUGAGGACUACCUAAAGGUAAACCCAUUCCACAAGGUUCCUGCUAUUGACGAUGAAGGCUUCGUAGUUUACGAAAGCUCAGCCAUCGCCUACUACCUGCUGCGCAAGUACGCCCCCAAAUCUGAGCUGUACCCCGAUGAAAUUAAGACACGGACCCGCGUAGACCAGGCACUGGCCGCACUUUCAGGCACUGUGCAUGCUGUCCAUCCCCUGGCAGCGGUUUUCUUCCGGCCUGGCUUUUUUCUCAAGAAGACGCCCACAGCUCCAGAAGUUACCACUUACGAAGAAAAUAUUCUCAACAACAUUCAGCACCUAGUCAGGGACAGCAAGUAUGCCGUCGGCGACAACGUCACCCUCGCCGACCUUACCGUACUCUCCCACCUCGCCAUGGAUCUCGAGAUCGACUGCGUCGACCAUUCCAAGUACCCAAAGCUUGUUAGCUACUACGAAAGCCUGAAAUCUCAGCUACCUUAUUUUGAAGAAAUCUACAGGCCCGUCAUCUGCUACGUGAAGCAGCACUGGGCUUCGCUGCAGUGAAGAAUACGAUUUACAUUAGUGACCUAAUGAAGAAGAAAGUUGAACACAUCCUGCCGCCAAAGCCAGUCAAUAAACGACGCUACAAAACGCUCAUUCCAUCGAAGCUCCGCUCUUCCUUUAAGUUGACUUCGCUGAUGCAUCAUGGGGCUUACGUCGAAGAAGACGUUCCUAGUGAUUUGGUUAUUCGGUGCACAUGGCUCCAGCAUUUCUAAUAAAUCCCUCCAG
Messenger RNA from Dermacentor andersoni, 1016 nucleotides. Its product is annotated as glutathione S-transferase 1-like. Gene Ontology annotation, biological process: glutathione metabolic process. NCBI's taxonomy places the organism in Eukaryota, Metazoa, Arthropoda, Arachnida, Ixodida, Ixodidae. Gene Ontology annotation, molecular function: glutathione transferase activity. The record is from RefSeq and is a predicted model, not a curated record.